Cotesia glomerata is the source of this 2241-nucleotide messenger RNA. RefSeq names its product zinc finger protein 708-like. The record is from RefSeq and is a predicted model, not a curated record. Gene Ontology annotation, cellular component: nucleus. Lineage: Eukaryota; Metazoa; Arthropoda; Insecta; Hymenoptera; Braconidae. The transcript is spliced from 3 exons. Gene Ontology annotation, molecular function: zinc ion binding. Bases 86 to 2206 code for a protein of 706 amino acids.
AUAAAAACAUGGAAGGCUGACGUAUUUUUAUUUUGAUGUAAAAAAGGCAGCAAACUGUAUUUAAUAAACAAAAUAACGAGACACAAUGGAAAUGUCAGACGAUUUAACAAGAAACUCGCAAAGAAAUCAGGAUAAUUAUUUAGAAGCGCUUACGGGAGACGAGUGUCGGCUGUGUUUACAAAAAUCUAAGGAGUCUUGGCCAUUGUUUCAGUCUAAUGACAAUCAAUUGCCUCAAAAAAUUAUGGCUUGUGCUGCGGUACAGAUUCUGGAAGGCGACGGUCUUCCCUCAACAAUCUGCAGCCAGUGCAACCGCCUACUAGAACUCUCCUACAACUUCAAGCUAACCGUCGAAAAAACUGACUCAAAAUUACGAAGCCUAUCUUACCCAAAACCGAUCAUCGUCUUCACAGAAUCUCUAAGCCACCCCUUGGAAAGCAUCCCUAAGAUAGAGGACCGUCUUAUCAGCCAGAGCCUCGAAAGUUCCCACCUACUGCAAUUAAACAGCAGCAUCGACAACACAAUAAUCUUCCGCGUGGAAGAUCUAAAGCCCGAUAAAGACUCUCAAGUUGUUCUUCUAGAGAAACUUGACGAGUUUGACGACCAUAUGCAGAGCAAGGACUUCUUCCAAAUCAAAACCGACAUCUUGGAGCCUUCCGCCCGAGAAAACUUCAAAGAUUUGGAUAAAAACAGUUCGGAAAAAAAAUCCGAGUUAAUUAACAAAAAAUCUAAUUUGAUGUUCAUCUGCCAUAUUUGUACCGAACAAUUUAAUUGCGUUGAAAAAUUAAAAGAACAUGUUACUACUCAUGAUUCUUUAAAAGGUUCUAAUUCUUGUUCUGAUCAUUCUGUUGAUGAUCAUUUAAUUAAUGACAAUUCUAUUGAUCAUAAUUCGGACAGUGAUGAAAUUUCUGUUAAUGAUGAUCAAAAUUCAUUAAAUAAUCAUCAAAAUUUAUUAAAUGAUAUUGAUAGUGAAAAUUUAUUAAAUAAUCAAGCUUGUAUUGAUCAAAAUUUAGACCAAGAUCAAAAUUUUAAAAAUCAAAAUUUGGUUCAAAAUUUGGACCAAAAUUUACAAACUCAAAAUUUGGAUCAAAAUUUGGUUCAAAAUUUAGAAGCUCAAAAUUUGGAUCAAAAUUUACAAACUCAAAAUUUGGACCAAAAUUUAGAAACUCAAAAUUUGAUCAUCAAAAAAUCAUCAAAAUACAAAUGUAAAUUCUGUCCAAAGCAAUUUACUUAUGAAAAAUCUUAUCAAACCCACGCAAAAUCUCACAAAGAUCCAAACCACCAAGCAAAUUCCGACGAAGAAGAUCAAGACCCAGAAGAUGACCUCCCAGAAGGUCUCCAAUGUUUACAAUGCGGAAAGUUAUUUGCAACUAAACGCAAUUUAAAGCGGCAUAUUUCAACGCACACUGGAGUGAAAUUCAACUGCGAGACUUGCAGCAAGGAAUUCUCCAGGUUGGACAAAUUAAAAGAGCACGAGUACGCUAAGCACUCUGCAGACUUCACGGACAGCGAUGAAGACAAGCCGGAGAAAGAGAGCAAGGAGUUAAAAAAAAACAGACCGCACAAGUGCUCUUUGUGUCCUAAAGCCUUUGCCCAGCAGCAAUCGCUGAACAAUCAUUUGGAAAGGCAUAAGAGGGUGAAGGACACCCAGAAGAGGUUCCUCUGUGAUGUCUGCAGCAAGUGCUUUGCUCAGAGUGGCUCUCUGGUGGCUCACAUGAGAACUCAUACUGGGGUCAAGCCUUAUGUCUGCAGCGUCUGCUCUAGGGCUUUUACUAAAAGCACUUAUCUCCAGCUGCAUCUCAGGACUCACAGUGGGGAGAAGCCUUAUAUUUGUCAGUACUGCAGCAGGGCCUUUGCUAGGGCUAAUACUCUUGCUAGGCAUAUUACUAUGCACACUGGGGAGGCUAAGUAUCAUUGCCAGAUUUGUAGGAAGAGCUUCAGGAGGCUGACUUCUUUGAAUGAACACACUUAUACUCAUACUGGGCAGAGGCCUUAUGCUUGCAAAAUUUGUACGAAAAGGUAUAAUAAUGCCGGGAGUCUUUAUGCGCAUACUAAAAAGUGCAAGGCACAAAAUGGCGCGAAAGAGGUUGGUAAGGAGACGCUACCGCUAGAGGGCAAGGCGGUGGAUCCUCUUGCGCUUGAUGAAAGUUUUACCGGGGAUAAUAAAGAGUUUAAAGCUGGGUUUUUUAAUAUUUAUCCUAGUAUGUAAAUUUAUACAUGAUUUUUUGGGAAUUUUAUGACUAA